Messenger RNA from Anguilla rostrata (American eel), 2261 nucleotides. It is a transcript of the gene fah, whose product is annotated as fumarylacetoacetate hydrolase (fumarylacetoacetase). Gene Ontology annotation, biological process: L-tyrosine catabolic process; L-phenylalanine catabolic process; homogentisate catabolic process. The record is from RefSeq and is a predicted model, not a curated record. Gene Ontology annotation, molecular function: fumarylacetoacetase activity. The transcript is spliced from 14 exons. Lineage: Eukaryota; Metazoa; Chordata; Actinopteri; Anguilliformes; Anguillidae. The coding region runs from base 86 to 1423 and encodes 445 amino acids.
AGUUCUGGUGGAAGGGUGGAUAUUCCAGACUGUACUCUGAUUGGUUCUUCAUUCAUACUGGGGAGGUGGUAACUGUGCCGUCUGCAUGGCGGUAGGCAUCUGGAAGAGGUUACUGGCUUCACUAUUAGUGCUGAAAACUAUCCCGGAGCUGAACUGCAACCUGAAAAUGUCUUUUAUAAAAGUGGACGAACAAUCUGAUUUCUCCUUCCACAAUCUGCCUUACGGUGUGUUUUCGACCCCAGACAACCCUAGGCACAGAAUUGGCGUUGCCAUCGGGGAUCAGAUUCUUGAUCUCAGUGUGGUGAAGUCCCUCUUCAGUGGACCUGUGCUUUCCAGACAUCAGGAUGUGUUUGAUCAGGCAACCCUAAAUGCUUUCAUGGGCCUGGGAUAUGAGGCCUGGAAGGAGGCCAGGAUAUUUCUGCAGUCGCUUCUGUCUGCUAACGAGUCCACUCUGCGAGAUGACAUUGGCCUCAGGAGCAGAGCUUUUGUUCAUCAGAGCUCAGCAGUCAUGCAUCUCCCAGCUGAAAUUGGUGACUACACCGACUUCUAUUCCUCUCGGGACCACGCCACCAAUGUGGGCAUCAUGUUCCGCGGGAAGGAGAACGCCCUGAUGCCCAACUGGUUGAGGCUGCCUGUCGGCUACCAUGGAAGAGCCUCGUCAGUGGUGGUAUCUGGGACCCCCAUCAGAAGGCCUAUGGGCCAAAUGAGACCUGAUCCAUCUCAGCCCCCGGUUUUUGGACCAAGCAAGCAGUUGGAUAUUGAAUUAGAAAUGGCCUUCUUCGUUGGAGCUGGAAACAAGCUAGGAGAGCCCAUCCCCAUUGAGCAUGCUCACAAGCACAUCUUCGGAAUGGUCCUCAUGAACGACUGGAGUGCUCGGGACAUCCAGGCCUGGGAGUACGUCCCGCUCGGCCCUUUCCUGGGGAAGAAUUUUGGGACGACGAUCUCCCCCUGGGUGGUCCCCAUGGAGGCCCUGCUGCCGUUUGCCCAGCCCAAUGCAGCGCAGGACCCGGGGCCACUUCCAUAUCUGCGCCAUGCCGAUGCCUACACAUUCAACAUCAAUCUCUUUGUCUCUGUGAAAGGCGAAGUCAUGAAGGAAGCUGCCACCAUAGUCAAGUCAAACUUUAAGUACAUGUACUGGACCAUGAAGCAGCAGCUGGCGCACCACACGGUCAAUGGCUGCAACGCCAGGCCGGGUGACCUGCUUGCCUCCGGGACCAUCAGCGGGCCGGAUCCUGAAAGCUUUGGCUCAAUGCUGGAACUGUCAUGGAGGGGAUCAAAGACGAUUGAUCUCGGGGGAGGGGAGACACGGACGUUUCUGAAAGAUGGAGAUGAAGUGUCAAUCAAAGGCUACUGCGAGGGGAACGGAUACCGGGUCGGCUUCGGCGCGUGCACCGGAAGAAUCCUCCCAGCGCUGCAGCAGUGAAGGACUGCCCACGCCACGAUUUCCCACAGCCAGUGCCUAUAAGUGCCUCAGAACUCCUACGGGAAGGAGAUGUUCCAGAACAAAUGUUCUCAUCAGUGUUGUUCAAAAAAGGGAUGGCAUGUAUGUUUUUGAUUGACCCAGACAAUUCUUUGUAUGCAGUGAAGGAUAUUUUAGAUACUUACAGAAGUUUAUAGUGACCUGCCUGCUUUACAGUGGCAUUCAGGGGUUUGUAGUUUAAAGCAAGACAAUACACUUCAAGUAACUCUAAAGCAGUUUAUUGCAAUAAUUGCAUCUUUGUCACAAUGAAUGGUUUCAGAUUAAAUUAAUUAAAUAAAUGAAAUAAUGUAAGUGUGUAUUGUUUUUACUCAGUUUCCCUUUGUCUAAUGUUACAUUUUUUCUAAAGAUGAAAUCAUUCAGUGUGACAAAUAUGUCUCUAUAUGUGACAAUUGUGUCCUAUAAAUGUCUAAAAUCUCCUUCACUGCAUGAAGAAAUAGUCUGAGCCAAUCAAAAGACAAACACUUAAACUGAAAUUAUAUUUUAAAAAUCCAGAAAGUGAACUGUCCCUUUAAUGACUGUACGGCCAGUUUAAAAACUUUUAAGUCAUUUCAUUGGGGCUGUAAACCCUGUGUUGUGCCUUUUAUAAAAUAUUUUUGGAGAAAACGAGUUGUUUAGCAUACUAAUACAUGCUAAUAUGUUAGUGCCAGAAGCAGUGUUAUUUUGAUUGUACAUGUGUGGGAAUUUAAUUAUGAAGUCUGAAUCUGAUUCCAUUUUAACUGUCCCUUUCUGUUUCCUAAGAUAGGCCAAUUAAUUGGGUCUGAAAUAAAGAAAACAUCCAGUA